AUGAGUAAAGAGAAAACUCUGUUAGGGGUGGCGAGCUCUCCCAAUCCUCAAGAUAUUGUUGUCAAAGAUCAUCAUUUUGAUCGCCUCAUUGCCCGUAUGGAAAGCUCAGCCAUCGCCGUUAGGUCCUACUACGUUAGCGUGGAAGUAUACGCUAUCGACGUAGAAGUCUACGCUAUCGACGCUGAAGCGUACGGUGGUAUUGUAGAGGUCUACGCUACCGUCGUUGAAGUCUGCAGUGCCAUCUCUGAAGUCCACGCUGCCGUCGUCGAACUCGAUAAUGCGGUAGUCGAAGUCUGUAAUAUGGCCAUUGUACUGCUUCGUGCGUUGAUAUCGUUUGGAGGGAAGCAGAUCUCACGAUGGUUUGGGACAGAUUCCAUGUUCGAUUACUGCAUGUCUGACGAACUAAGAUUGACUGCAAGACAAUAA
This is a messenger RNA of Zasmidium cellare ATCC 36951, 426 nucleotides long. RefSeq lists its product as uncharacterized. NCBI's taxonomy places the organism in Eukaryota, Fungi, Ascomycota, Dothideomycetes, Mycosphaerellales, Mycosphaerellaceae. The transcript has 2 exons. The coding region runs from base 1 to 426 and encodes 141 amino acids. The record is from RefSeq and is a predicted model, not a curated record.